UGCGACAUUCGUUGGCGUGUUAUUUUCCAAAAUGGCGUUUGCUUUUUGCCUUUGCUUUGAUACUUUUGAUAAUUGAUUACCAAAGCGAAGGAGACCAAGCCCCAAUUAUUUAUAAUUUUCAAUCGAAAUGUUGGAGUUGUUAAAGCUUUCCCAAGAAGCCAUUGCAUUGGUUGAUUGAUGGACAGUGACUGUACCAGCUCUAGCUACAAAAGUAACCCCUUUACACCAUGGCAAACUCUGUUUACAACAUUUCCGAUGUGACAGACGAGGCCCUAAAGGACAAUUUAAUGAUGUUAAUCGGAGAAGAUGGAACAGUUACGCCCAAUAGAGAGGUUGUAGAAGAAUACUUGACUUCACAGAGUUGUCAUUUACAAACUCACCCAAGCCAAGCAUUCAAGUUCAAGAGAAAGUAUCCCCUUUCCCCCCAAAUGGAGAUCCUGAGUAGCUUCAAUGGUGAUGAAAGCCGAGACGUUCCUACACACAUUCAAAUAAUAAACCUGCGGGACUCUCAACUAAAUGAAAGCGGUGAAAUGACCAUCCUCACAGAAAAAGUUACAUAUUAUCCAGAAAGUAUGAGGGUCGAACAAGAGGAAGAUGUGGUCGCAGAAGUUGAUGAGUCUUAUGAUGUAGCUGCUAAUCUCUCCAGUAUUAAACUGGAUCACGAUUACACUUCUCUAAUUGAACCUCUACAGGAGGAAGAUGACCUUGCAAAAACGAUGAAACUUCUACAUGAUGAAACACCCUCUAAGACAUCGAUAGCAACACCCAAAAAAACCAUAAAUAUAAUUUCAAAUAUUACGAUUCCUCCUAAAAAUACUGCUAGGUAUAUUAUUACCAAUGCUGGUAAAUUGGUGCCUAUAACAGCAGCAUCUGUUGGAGUGCCAGAUGAGUCCUUGAAAAAAGCUGAACCUGAAAAACCUAAAGCAACAGCAAAGACAUUGCCUUUGUCACCGAAAAAGACAAAAACAGGUCCACCGACAAAGAAAACAUCGUCCCAAAUUGAACAAAUUGACGAUGAGGAAGAGGAUUCUGACGAGAACCCACUUAGUGAAGAAGAAGAUGAAGCUGAUUCUGACGCAGAAGAAGAAGAAUCUGAUGAUGAAGAUUUUGAUCUGGAAAUGGAUGAUGACACAGAUGAUUCUGAUUUUGACAUUACACAAGAAAUUACUGGCAAAAAAAACAAGAAGAAAGAUACAAAAACACAGGAACCUUCUAGGAGACCCACUCGAUUGAGGGAACCUGUUAGAAUGCCAGCACCGCCACCGAAAAUUUUUAAAACUUACAAACCCUCUAGAAUCAGAUUGGUUGUGCCCAAAAAUGUUGAAGCUACUAGCACGGCUCUCCCAGUGACUCCAGUAGUCACUAGCACAGCGCAACCUGUAGUUCCAGUAGUCACUGGCACCUCGCAACCAGUUACUCCAGUAGUGAAAAAAGACCAAAAGAUCACAAAACCAGUUGAAAAACCAACGACUGCAGUUAAACUUGAAGAAAAACCACCAGAAACUGACCAGAAAGUUGAAAAAGAAGAACCCAAACUUGAAGAAAGCAAACAGCUAGAAAAGAAAACACCUAAAAAGAAAAAGGACCCUCUCAAAUCUAUUCCUGGCGAUUUUGCUUUAUUCUCCACUCCCGACAUCAUAAGAAAAGUGGCUGGUAAAGACCCAGUUACGCCUGAAGCCAUUGCAACUACAAAACUAAUAAAAGACCCGAAACCUCCUAAAACUGACAUCCCUACGACACCAAAACCAGCAAAAAUCUCGCAAGAAUUUCGCUCCAAGUCCACUAUUACUGAAUCACCAUCGGACUCUUCAAAGAAGAUCACCAAUAGGUUGAGUUUGGAUGAAAAAAAUCAACAAAAGAGCGAAAUUAAAAAUAAAGAAAGACGAGAGAGUGUUGAUAAAUUGAAACAUUGCAAAUCUGAAGAAAGACAGAGUAGUGGCAGUCAAAGAUUGUCAGAAACUGAAAAAAAUCAUAAACAUAAACUGAAUCAAAAAAGUGAUUAUUUAAGGCAUUCUAGACAUUCUAGUGAGAGCCAGGAAGUAAUUCCUAGUCCCGCUGACAUAAGAGCUAUUAUUAUGAACGAAGACACUAAAACCUUCACAACGGACACACUACUGAGUCCUGAAGCUUCAGUUCACCAAGAGUCUGCGAUAAAUCUAGACGAAUCAGGUCUGGAAUUGGAUCAGUCCAUUUUGGACAACAUCAACAGUGACAUGAUUUCCGAGGAUAUUUUGUAUCAAGUUGCGAAACAGCUUGUGUCAAAUACUGAGCUUCAAAACGCUAUUGAUAAAGGGAUUAAUGAAGGUGUUUUGGAUACUAGUGGCAUUGAUAUGUCAGAGGUGACGCCCAGUGUUGAUAAAUCGUUUUCGGAACAGAACCAAAGCAACAUAAUCCAAGAGGGCAAAGAAAUUGUUAGGCCCGACGGUACGAUUCUUAAACUUCCUCCCAUCGAGCGACCAACAACGAGAAGCAGAAAUAAGCGAACUCCGGCUUCCACUCCAGCCAAACCAGGCCCUACACCGAAGCCAUCAUUUAAAACCAGCCAUAAACCAUUGGACACAGAACAUGUUUCUGGAAACGAACUAAGCUCAGGCGACGAAGAAGAACAGUCGGAAGACGAUCCCAACAAAUUGUGGUGUCUUUGCAAUCAACCUCACAACAACCGUUUCAUGAUUUGCUGUGACACGUGUGAGGAGUGGUAUCACGGUCGGUGCGUGGGCAUCACCAAAGCGAUGGGACAACAAAUGGAGUCAGAGGGCAAAGAAUGGAUGUGUUUGUUUUGUAAAGAUUCUAAAUUGAAACGACCACUGCCAGCCCAAAAAAGAGUCCGCAGAGCGUCACGCCAUUCCCGUCACUCUACAGAUAGCAGCAAUUCUGCUAACACCAGUGUAACGGAAAAACCAGCUGCGGCCACUCCGAUGCCAUGCGUCGUUUGUCAGAAGGCUGCUAGGAAAAAUUCGAUUUAUUGCUCGGAGCCUUGUAUAUUGGCGCAUGCACAAAAAAUCGAAAAGGUUGUUGUCAUUGAAAAAUCAUCUGGCAAAAUGCUGAGCGGUAGCAAAGCACCGACUGCUGUCAACCUCGACCAGUGGCUCAAGGAACAUCCAGGCUACCAAGUGGUCAAAUCAGGUGGUAAAGUUGCCACAUCAAACAUCAGCGCUCGCCCACUAACCCAAUCCAAAUUGAAAAUAGUCAAAAAUACAAACAAUCAUGGCGUCUCUUUAGCGCUGCAACAAAAAGGUGUCAACGUAGGCGUGCUCAAACACUCUCCCAAACACCCUCAACCGCAAGAAACUAAAGCGGCGAAAUUCUACAAAGUUUUCCAAAGAGAUCCCAAUUCCAAAGUGAAACUUAUACAACCGCAACAGAUGAAACCUAAAGAGGUGUCUACACCAUCGCCUAAAGCUAAAGUUCAAGUGCAAACUUUACUAACGCCCAAACUUACACCAAAGACUCCUCCUGUUCAGACUCCCAAAAAGACCCCAGAUUCUGCAAAGCAGAAAACUCCUAAAUCCAAGCAAAAGGACGAUGCUCCAACACCACGCAAAAAAGAAGAUAUUCGGGAUAAUGUUAAAAAGACGAUUUUUGAACAGUUGACUGUUAGGUUGAAGGGAAACGAUAUUAAAUUGACAGAGGAAGAGAUUAGAAAUAUUUCCAUAGAGAUUGAGAUGGAAUUGUACAAAUGUUUUGGAGACACUGGACAAAAAUACAAAAACAAAUAUAGAAGUCUUAUGUUUAAUGUUAAAGAUCCAAAAAAUCAAACAUUAUGGAGAAGGAUUUGUGAAAAAAGCAUCAGCUCAUACGAAUUGGUGAGAUUAUCUCCUGAUGAUAUGGCCAGUCAAGAAUUAGCAAAAUGGCGAGAGCAAGAGGCCAAACAUCAAUUGGACAUGAUUAAAAAAUCUGAAAUAGAGUUGCUCAAUUGCAACAGGCAAUAUGUGCUGAAAACACACAAAGGCGAAGAAGUAUUGGAAGAUAACCGUCCAGGCAUCAAAACGGAUAAUACUGCAAUUAUAAAGAGCCUCACUGAAGGAACUGCUUUAGACACAGGUGUGGACGCUAAACGCGCGAAAUCCAGUCACAAAGACAAGAGCAAAGAAAAAGACAGGCAUUCGAGUAAAGACAGAAGAGAGGAAAGAAGUAAAAAAAGGUCGAGAAGUAAAAGUAAAGAUAGGACAAGAUCUGAAAAAAAGAAGAAACGUAGCAGAUCUAGGAGCAGAGAUAAAAGUAAAGAUAGAGAAAGAAAUAGAGACAGACAUAGGAAAUCAUCGUCGUCUAAUAAAAGUUCCAAACACAAAAAGCCGUUAUUAUGUUCAACUGACACUUUGGAUAAACGUUCCAAGGAAAUUUUAGAACAACUUAAUCGUAUCGUGCCACCAGUUGAAGAGAAAAUAUUGAAACAAGAAGACAUUCUCCCAGAUCCACCAGCUACAAUUGAUAGUGAAAGUGAUCACGAAGUGCCCACUUCCACAGUGACUAUUCCCACUCCGCCACGAGUUACAGACAUUGAAGAAUUUUCUUCCGAAGAGUCAAAAACUCCAAAAGACGACGAAGAUUUGGAAGAAGACGGCGGAUUAUCGCCACCACCGAAAAGUACUCCUGCCACAGUCUGGUCGGGUACUAUCGAAAUGAACGAUGUAGUGUCGAGGGUAUCUAUUACUGCUCAUGAAGUGUCAGGCGAUUGUACGGGACUAGGCCAAGAACUCGCAGAACGUCUAAAAAUUGUCGGAAGAAUAUCUCCGGCGAUUGCGUGGGAUUACAUAGGCCAAAUGCGCAGCUCCAAUACUAAAAUAAUUUCUUUGAUAAGGCUUAAAGCUAAAAAUAUCGAGGAACAAAUACUUUAUAUGACUUUGUACAGUUACUUGAGCAAGAGAAAUCGUUUGGGAGUGGUGGAAUCCACCAAUAGAUCUAUAAAGGACUUUUAUAUUUUACCUUUACCUGCACAGAAACCUAUACCUUUAUCACUUUUGCCACUUAAUGGACCCGGUUUCGAAGAGGCUAGACCAGCCCUACUCCUAGGCAUCAUCGUGAGAGAUCAACGGAAACGUUCCAUUACGGACUCUCUGCCUGUAGUCACACCUCGAAAAAAACACAAAGUCGAAGUUCACGUCAAAGUUUUGCCUCCAAGGUCCUACACGCCGCCGCCGAUGCCUCCAGAUGUGGCGCCUGCGCCUCCGCCUCCCUUACCACCACUACCACCCAUAAAGACUGAAUCAAGGUUAUUAGCUGAGUUGCCAGUGUCUCCGGCAGUAUCGUCACUUUUAUCGCCUUCAAUAUUAUCAUUAGUGAAUUCUCCAAAAGGUAGUCCCACAUCGGCGAAACUAGACAUGCCUAAAAAACCAGUUGCUGCAGAUGACGAUGAGCCUUACAGUCCUGAAGAUUCGGACCCCGACACUCCCGACACAACAGCACCCGACACAGUCUCACAGACAACCAUUUCAACAAUGAUGUCAUCAGAUACAACCACUUCUAGUAAUUAUUCAACAAUCCCGGGUCUCGGUGAAGGUAUCCUACCAACAAAACUGGACAUGCAAAGGCAAAUGGAGGAACUCAAUAAACAAAUUGAACAGCAAAAAUCCGAAAUAACCAGCAUCACGAAAAAUAUUGCCACUUCCGCCGAUUCAGAAAUCGUCGGUUCAGCAUUGGCCAGCAUCGCCUUGCCCAGUAACCUCCAACAAAUUUUAGACAGCAUCAAAACUAUCAGUGGAGACACUGUCAGCAGUGAUUCUUCGUCUUCACAGUUGGUUCCUCCGCCAGAACAGGAACUUACGAUACCACUUAUAAUCCCGAAAACCUUCUCAAGACCCAUAAGUGAGACCAUACCUUUGAAUUUACCGACCAAAUCAAAACUUGUUUCGAACGAAUCGUCUUCAAGUAGCGUCUUGAGUUCACUAACCGAAGCAGAUUUGAUUAAAAAAGCAAACGAAAUGUUAGAGGACGAAGGGAAAGACAGUAAAAAGAAAGUCGUACCCAAAACGCCACCGCCGCCAUCUUUAGUGAGUUUUUCCAUUGUGAAAAAGUCAAAAUUAGACGUUAAACUGCCUCCCGUGCCUGGUAUUGACGAUUGAAGUGUUGAAUAUAGUGAUUAUUGGCUGAGGAAUAAUUAGGAUUCAGAUUCAUGAAUCAUAUUGUGUAUAUGAUUUUUAUUAAUCUAAGUGAAUUAUGGUUAAUAAUGACCUAAAAAAACAAUUACAUGAUUGGACAGUAUUUUAGAGAAUGAAGCAUAUUGUGUAAAUAAUAAUUAUUAAUCUAAGUGAAGGCAUUAAGGUGAAUAAUGCCCUAAAAAAAACAAUUGCAUAAUUGGACAGUACUUUAGACAAUGAGUUAUUUUUAAAAGAAUAUUUGGGGUAUUUAAUUGUUUAACAUUAUAUCGCAUUUACUUAGUUGAGAGUUAGGUAUUGAUUGUUUUUUUUUUAAUUGUAAAUAUACUAGAUACUUAGUAAGAAGUGCAAUGGUUUCAAUUUAUUAAAUAAUUUUUACUGCCUGAGGAACAUGAACUAACCAAAAACUGUAAUAAUUUAAUUUCAAAAUUAUCAUUAUUAUUAUAAUUUAUUGUAAAUGAACAUCUAUUUGCAUUACCUCAAUUUAACGAAGAUGCUACGAAAAUAUCAGGAAAAAAUUCAGUCAGCUCAGUUAACACACAUCUCAACAUGAUAGAGCGCCGCCUCACAACACUUGUGCUUAUGCAAUUUCUUGGAUUAGUGCUUUCCCAAAAAAUUUAUCGGCAACCAAGAAGGUUUUUUCCUCUGCAAUAGUACUAAGUCGCUUCAAUGGAGUGAAAUUUAUUUUGGAAUUUCUUUUCAAAAAAGCCAAGAAGAAAAUAACGAUUCUGCAAAAUGUCGGAAGGUAAAUUAGAUGCUAUUUAUACUAAUCCACUUGCAAACUGGAAAACUUCUAACGCACGGGCCAAAGUCACAUUUUAGAUUGUUACACCAUUUGCUUUAUGUACAAAAUAAUAAUUAAUUUAGGUUUCUAUAUAAAUUUGUUUUAUUUGAAAACAAAUCUUCUGCUGAGGAGGUGAAGCUACACUUGCAAAGUAGUUCUAUGGACCUUGGGUGUUCUACAGUUAAUACUGAUUAGAACACCUUGACUGUCCC
Molecule: messenger RNA, 7091 nt
Organism: Ceutorhynchus assimilis (cabbage seed weevil)
Lineage: Eukaryota; Metazoa; Arthropoda; Insecta; Coleoptera; Curculionidae
Source: the annotation of a GenBank genome assembly